This is a messenger RNA of Ooceraea biroi (clonal raider ant), 2088 nucleotides long. RefSeq names its product ATP-dependent RNA helicase abstrakt (gene abs). NCBI's taxonomy places the organism in Eukaryota, Metazoa, Arthropoda, Insecta, Hymenoptera, Formicidae. Gene Ontology annotation, molecular function: nucleic acid binding; RNA helicase activity; ATP binding. The record is from RefSeq and is a predicted model, not a curated record. Gene Ontology annotation, biological process: mRNA splicing, via spliceosome.
ACGAUUGUAGUGUUGAGGAAAAUAAUAAAAACUAUUUAAAUUAACUAUUAAAGUAACUAGUAAUAAUUGAAAUCGCUAUUACAAUAAUAUAUUACAGAAUUUUCUGAUCAAUUCUAUUGUUAUCGGUAAUAUUUUCACAAUGGAUCAAGACAGUCAGGAUAACAACAAACCUACGAUUAAGCGUUACAGGAGAGAGGAAGAGGAAGACAGUCCUUUAGACACGGACGAUGAUUAUGUGCCGUACGUAUCCGUUAAGCAUCGUAAGAAGCAGAUACUCACGAAAUUAGGUAAACUUGGACAACUGAAAGAAGAAAGUACCAACGGCGUCGGAAAGAGCAGUAGUGAGAACGAAAGAGAUGAUGCUGACAAUGACGAUGGACAGGUCUGGGGAAGAAAGUCCAACAUCUCUCUCUUGGAUCAACACACAGAGCUGAAAAAGUUGGCUGAAGCCAAGAAGGAGAGCGCUAUGGAGAAGCAGUUGAAAGAAGAAGAGAAGAUCUUGGAGAGCGUUGCUGAGAAUAAAGCUCUAAUGGGCGUGGCUGAACUAGCCAAAGGCAUUCAAUACAAAGAUCCUAUUAAGACCAACUGGCAACCACCGAGAGUGAUUCUCAAUCUUGGAGAGGCGCGUCACGAGAAAGUGCGAAGGAAGCUUAGAAUACUCGUAGAAGGUGACGAGGUGCCACCGCCUCUGAAUACGUUCAAAGAAAUGAAGUUCCACAAAGGGAUUUUGUACGGAUUGGAGCAAAAGGGCAUCGUCAAGCCAACGCCGAUUCAAGUGCAAGGAAUACCUACGGUAUUGUCUGGUCGUGAUAUGAUCGGCAUAGCUUCUACUGGCAGCGGUAAAACUUUAGUAUUCGUUUUACCCAUCAUCGAGUUUUGUUUGGAACAAGAAAUUGACAUGCCGUUCAUUAAAAAGGAGGGGCCAUAUGGAUUGAUAAUAUGCCCUUCGAGAGAAUUGGCUAAACAAACCUACGACAUAAUUCGACACUAUACCAAUAGCUUGAGACAAGUGGACUGUCCAGAAAUACGUUGUUGCUUGGCGAUUGGAGGCGUACCAGUUUCAGAGUCGUUAGCAGUGAUUAACAAAGGUGUACACAUAAUGGUAGCAACACCGGGUCGCCUGAUGGACAUGCUACACAAGAAAAUGGUCACCUUAAGCGUAUGCCGUUAUCUCUGUAUGGACGAGGCGGAUCGCAUGAUAGACAUGGGAUUUGAGGAGGACGUGCGAACAAUAUUUUCAUUUUUCAGAGGUCAGAGGCAAACGCUGUUGUUUUCAGCUACUAUGCCGAAAAGGAUACAGAAUUUUGCGCGUUCAGCGUUGGUGAAACCAGUAACAAUAAAUGUUGGCCGUGCUGGUGCCGCCUCGAUGAACGUGAUACAGGAAGUAGAAUAUGUUAAGCAGGAAGCUAAAAUCGUUUAUCUCCUGGACUGCCUGCAAAAGACGCCACCACCGGUUUUGAUAUUCGCGGAGAAGAAACGCGAUGUGGAUGCCAUUCACGAAUAUCUGCUGAUAAAAGGCGUGGAAGCGGUCGCGAUACAUGGAGGAAUAGAUCAGGAGGAAAGAUCACGUUCAGUGGAAGCGUUUCGUGCGGGUCGAAAGGACGUGCUUGUUGCAACGGAUGUUGCAUCAAAAGGUCUCGAUUUUGCCGAUGUGCAACACGUUAUUAAUUACGAUAUGCCCGAUGAUGUGGAAAAUUAUGUUCACAGAAUAGGACGAACUGGGCGUUCCGGGCGUACUGGAAUAGCGACAACCUUCAUCAACAAGGCAAAUGAUGAAUCAGUACUGCUCGAUCUUAAGCAUCUGCUGAUGGAGGCGAAGCAAAAGGUACCACCAUUCCUGCUGGAACUUUGUUCGGAGAAUGAAAAAUAUCUCAAUCUGGGAGAUGAACGUGGUUGCAGUUACUGUGGUGGUCUUGGUCACAGAAUUACUGACUGUCCGAAACUAGAAGCUGUACAGAACAAACAAGCAUCCAAUAUUGGACGUCGUGAUUAUUUGGCUAGCAAUGCUGCCGAUUAUUAAACGAUAUAUCUUCAAUAAAAUCAUUGUAUAUAACUGUAAAAAUGUAUAUAUAAAAAUCUGUACAAUAA